AUGAAAAAAGUGAAGCAUUUCAUGACAAGAAGUAUUAAAGAAACUUAUCAGAUUUUUAAAGAAAACAAUCCUGGUGUGAAAAUUGGAAUAUCUAAAUUUUACACUCUGCGUCCAAAGUGGAAUCGGUAUCAAUUUUCCGAAUUCGGAAAAUCUCCAGGUUCGAGAAAAUGGAUAUUUUCAGCUUCUGGACAUGGCAAAGGAGCUUAUGAUGGGGUCGGAGGACUUCUUAAACAUUUUGCGACGAACCACAAUCUGCGAAAAGGACCAAUUGAAUGUAUUCAAGAUCUCAAAACGUUGGCCGGGAUAAUACCAGGUUAUACGCCUAAUGUAAAGAUCUGCUUACUGGAUGAUCAGAAAUUGAAAAAAUUUCGAAACAAAAACAAAAAGAAUGGGGAUUUGGAAACAUUUGACCUGGAAGAUUUCAAAUACAAUUCAGUAAAUAUAACCGCCUUUAGAAUUGUUGAUGUGGAGGAUCCCAAUGUUAAAGAAAAUUUGGAAGUUAUGGAAAAGUUUCAACCAAUUGGACCUGCAAUUUUAAACAGAAGUGGAAUCAUACAGGCCGAGCCAGCUUUGAUGUUUGACUCCGUCUACGUAUUCGCCAAAGGUUUAUCGUUAAUGGACUCUGCCCAUACAAUAAAGCCGAUGAAUCUGUCAUGCGACCUGGAAAAACCCUGGGACGACGGACUAACACUUUACAACUUUCUGCACACGGUGAAGGAUCUUCGGGGCUUGACUGGAAAUAUAGAAUUUAAUGAGGGGAAGAGAUCAAAUUUCAAAUUGGAUUUGCUGAAACUGAAGAAGGAGGAAAUAAGGAAAGUAGGACAGUGGACGCCGGACGGCGGCAUCAAUAUCACCGACCCAAAUGCUUUCUAUGAGAAUCACGCGCCCAAUAUAACGUUGGUAGUUAUGACGAGAAAGGAACGUCCUUACGUAAUGGUAAAAAACGACAAGAAUUUAACAGGCAACGCACGUUACGAGGGUUUCUGCAUAGAUCUAUUGAAAUGGAUUGCCGGCCAGGUGGGGUUCCAAUACACGAUCCGUCUGGUGCCGGAUAAUAUGUACGGCGUAUACGAUCCCGACAAGAAAGAGUGGAAUGGUAUUGUUAGAGAGCUUAUGGAAAAGAGAGCAGAUCUGGCUGUGGCUUCCAUGACAAUAAAUUAUGCAAGGGAGAGCGUAAUAGACUUUACUAAACCAUUUAUGAACCUCGGCAUUGGAAUUCUAUUCAAGGUUCCAACUAGCCAGCCAACGCGUCUCUUCAGCUUUAUGAAUCCGCUGGCAGUGGAAAUUUGGCUGUACGUUCUAGCCGCCUAUAUGCUGGUGUCGUUCACGUUAUUCGUGAUGGCACGUUUUUCUCCAUACGAGUGGAACAACCCUCAUCCCUGCCACCAAGAAUCCGACAUAGUCGAAAACCAAUUUUCUGUAUCAAAUAGUUUCUGGUUUAUUACAGGGACAUUUUUACGACAAGGAUCCGGCUUAAACCCAAAGGUUUGA
Messenger RNA from Brassicogethes aeneus, 1491 nucleotides. The record is from the annotation of a GenBank genome assembly. Lineage: Eukaryota; Metazoa; Arthropoda; Insecta; Coleoptera; Nitidulidae.